This is a messenger RNA of Penicillium roqueforti, 12666 nucleotides long. RefSeq lists its product as uncharacterized. Gene Ontology annotation, molecular function: catalytic activity; phosphopantetheine binding. The transcript has 4 exons. Bases 1 to 12666 code for a protein of 4221 amino acids. The record is from RefSeq and is a predicted model, not a curated record. Gene Ontology annotation, biological process: amino acid activation for nonribosomal peptide biosynthetic process; secondary metabolite biosynthetic process. NCBI's taxonomy places the organism in Eukaryota, Fungi, Ascomycota, Eurotiomycetes, Eurotiales, Aspergillaceae. Gene Ontology annotation, cellular component: cytoplasm.
AUGUUUAUCCUGUGCCUACAAUUGAGUGGAACAGCAAAGAGACUUGAAAUUAUGGGUAUUCAGCACCUCGAACACAGUAUGAGACCAUCAACAGAUAUGCCUGCCACGGGUGUUAUCACUCCACCGGGAGAUUCAUUAGAGGAAACAUUGAUCUCGUUCAAAAAAGGCACCUUUAUUCCGUCCCCAUCGACUGAAGAGGAGAAUGAGGUAGAUGAAAUUUGGCGACAAGUUGCCGAUCAAUGUCACUGCUCUCUGGAAGAGAUUGAAGAUGUAUACCCCUGCACCGCUCUCCAGGAAGCAAUGAUAGCCCUCACUUUCAAGGAUCCAAGAGCAUACACCAUCGAGCACGAAUACCAUCUGCCACGAGAGAUCGACCACCAUAAGCUGCAGGAGGCCUGGAUUACAACAGCCCAAGCCAACCCGAUAUUGAGGACUCGCAUGAUUCCCACUAGCCAGCGCGGCUGUAUGCAGGCAGUAGUGCGAGGAUCAAUUCCAUGGCAGGUGCAGGAGACCGACGACGGCAUCAACGGUGAGAUCAGCAGUCCUUCCUGGAGAGCAGGGGCUCCACUGGCAUAUUUCUUCUUCAAUGUCACCGAAUAUAAGCUGAAAGUGAUCAUUCACCAUUCCAUCUGCGACCACUGGUCGAUGGCAUUGCUGUUGCGCCAAGCCGACGCCGCUUACAGAGACGAGGAACUGGCUUUCCACCCCUUUCGGCCACUAGUGGACCAUGUACAGCAGACUCAAGACAAAGCCAAUGAUUUCUGGAGAUCUAUGUUCCGUGAUGCACACGAGGCCACGAUGGUGGCAUUUCCUCAACUACCCACUGUGGGUCAUUCUGCCAGACCAACCGAGCGGCUGGAAAGGUCCUUUAGCAUUCAAUCUGGCAGUGGUUCCUCAAGCACCGUUGGCACCAAGAUUCGGUUGGCGUGGGCUAUCCUGCAAUCUGUCUACACUGGCUCUGACGAUACAUUAUUUGGAGCAGUCAACGCGGGUCGUGCAGUAUCUGUUGCCGGCGUACAGGACUUGAGCGGGCCUGCACUCGCCAGCGUACCGGUGCGCAUCAAGCUGUGCGGGAAGAAUACCGUUGCAGAUGCUUUGAUUGAAGUACAGGACGAAUGGGCAGCAUCGAUGGAGUUCGAACAUGUCGGAUUGCAAAAUCUGCUUCGCCUUGGACCUGGGCCAGCGGCAGCAUGUCAUUUCCAGACGCUGCUCUCAGUCGAGCCUCGAGAUGGCCAUCAACUUCCCGAUAUAUUCUCCCAGAGUCGAUCGACCCAAGUGGCGUAUGAUAUGUAUCCUCUGGUCCUACGAUGUCGCCCCUCAGCCGUGACAAUGUGGAUUGAGGCUUCUUUUGAUCCGGCAGCAACCGAGGUCUGUCAAAUGGAGCGGAUUCUCUCCCAAUUCAUUCAUAUUUACGAGCAGAUCGACACUAAGCCGGGCCUCACACUUUCCAACAUCAGUGCCGUGAGCCCCGAAGAUUUGAGCGAUCUGCGUCGACAGAACAUCUUGACCAAGCGCCCUGAUGUCAUCCCGUGUGUCCAUUCUCUGAUUGAAAGCCGCACACGACAACAGCCCUUUGCCCCGGCCAUCAGUAGCUGGGAUGGCAGCUACUCAUAUCAAGUCCUCGAUGACUUGUCUUCAGCAUUGGCUGACCAUCUUUCCUGGCAUCGUGUUGGCCCUGGGUCAUUUGUGCCUCUUCUCUUGGGAAAAACCAAGUGGAUGGCCGUUGCCAUGCUUGCUGUGAUGAAAUCCGGUGCUGCCUUUGUGCUGCUAGAGCCAUCACACCCACAGUCCCGGUUACGGAAUAUGUGUGAAGCUGUUGCAGCUCCCCUGGUAUUGACUUGCGGCUGGCAUAUCGCUCUGGCGGCCGAGCUUGGCGUUCAAGCGUUGCUCAACGUGGAUACUUUUGACCCGGAGCAGGUGCAGUGCAAUAGCUCAUCUCAGAGGUCGGCGAUCAGCCCACAAGACCCCGUCUAUCUGACAUUCACCUCUGGGUCCACAGGUACACCCAAAGGUGUAAUUGUUCACCACGAAGGCUUUGCGUCAAGUUCUGUGGCGCAUGGCAAGCCAUACCACUUCACACCAGAGUCGCGUGUGCUACAAUUUGCCUCUCCAGCGUUCGAUUCUUGCAUUAUCGAACAUCUCAGUACACUGAUCCAAGGAGGCUGUGUUUGCAUUCCGUCAACGGACGACUGUCACGGUCAUCUUGUGGAAUCUAUGAACCGCUUUGAAGUGGACGUUGCAUGCUUGACGCCCAGUGUCACUCGCAUUAUUAGUCCUGAUAGUCUUAAGUCCUUGAAGGUUUUGAUGUUUGUCGGAGAAGCAGUUUUGGCUAGCGAUGUUCUCCGCUGGGAGCCUUUUGUGCACGUUGGAAACGCGUACGGCCCAGCGGAAUGCUCAGCAGUGUUCAGUGUCCAACCAAACCUCAAGAGCAACGAUCCAGCAAAUAUAGGAUUUAGCACAGGUGGAUCUGGAUGGGUUGUUCACCCGGAAGAUCAUCGGGUGCUCAUGCCACUGGGCUGCACUGGAGAACUAUUAAUAGAAGGACCGAUCGUUGGCAAGGGUUAUCUAUCAAAUCUCGAGCAGACGGCCCGGGUCUUUGUUGAAGCACCUCCCUGGCGCUUGCAAUUUGGCUCCCCUCCAUCCGGAAAAUUGUACAAAAGCGGAGAUUUGGUGCAAGCUACCGGAGAUGGUAGUUUCCGAUAUCUUGGACGGAAGGAUACCCAAGUCAAGCUACAUGGACAGCGCUUGGAACUGGCGGACAUUGAGUACCAUCUUCAUAGAGCAUUUCCGAAAGCCAGCCAGACCCUCGCAGAUGUUCGCCGGUCGUUUCCUCGCAACAGUGCCAAUGAACAUCGACCCGAGGCAUUGCUGAUAGCGUUUAUAUGUCUCCCAGCGUCGCCUCCAGAUGAUGACGGCAGUCAUCAAGUCGAGUUCCUUCCUCCAACCGACGAGUUUCGUGAAGCUUGUGCUGCAGCAGAGACUAGCAUGUCGGAUGUUCUACCAUCUUUCAUGAUUCCACGGUUUUACCUACCUCUAUCGCAUGUACCUCUGACGCCAUCUGGGAAGACCAAUCGACGUUCCAUCCAGGAGCACGCCAAUAAGCUGUCCCUGGAGCAGAUGAAGGCAUAUCGAGCUGUGAAAAUUCAACCGGAGGCGCCGUCAACUUCUCGCGAGGAAAAACUUCAACAGAUCUGGGCCAAUACACUAAAUCGGACUGUUGAAGAAAUUGGAACUACAGAAAGCUUCUUUCGUCUGGGAGGGGAUUCAGUCAGCGCGAUGCAAGUUGCUGCAGGAUGUCGCACCGUCGGACUCAAAGUAGCUGUUGCUGAUAUCUUCCGGUUCCCAAGCAUCAGACAACUGGCAGAAAGGAUCCAAGAUUCUGGAUCUGUGUCUUUUGCCUCAGCCGCGGAGGAUGACCAAACCGAGGUGUGGUUUGAACUCUCUCCGAUCCAGAAGCUCUUCUUUGAGCGAGUGCCCGAUGGUCACAACAAGUUUACUCUUGAGUUCAUUCUCCGGCUCGACACACCACUUCCACCUCCUGAGAUUAAACGGGCGAUUGAGAAGAUUGUUGCAACUCAUUCAAUGCUCCGCGCCCGUUUUGAAAAACGAGCGGAUGGCCAAUGGGGACAGAUUAUUGGCCCUGAUGUGUCUAGAAGCCUUCGGUUUAGAGAGCAUCGAGUGCCGUCUAUGAAUGACCGUAAAGCCUUGCAGAAGAUUUUUUCAAUCAGCCAGAACACGCUUGAUAUCGUUCAGGGAGUGAUGAUUGUUGUUGACGUUAUCACUACGGAUGCCGGGGAGCAGUUCUUGGGGUUGAUGGCCCAUCAUCUUGUGAUUGAUCUCGUGUCAUGGCGGGUCCUUCUGCAAGACCUGGAAGACAUCCUCAACACGGGCCGUACGAUACAACCCCUAUCCAUAUCAUUCCAACAAUGGUCCCGGCUUCAACAAAGCUAUGCCCAGCAGUCUCUUGAUCCGAGUGAAACGUUGAGGACAGAAAUACCACGUCCUUCAAUGGACUAUUGGGGCCCAGAGGCUAGCCUGGGUUCGAAUACCUGGGCGGAUGCAACGCGACGAACCAUCACGGUAUCGCGGGAAACAACAGAGGCAAUAAUUGGUGCUGCAAAUGGCGCAUUUCAUACUCAGCCAGUGGAAAUAAUCCAAGCAGCCGUACUUUACGCCUUUGUUCAGGCCUUUGAAAAUCGACCUGCACCCACCAUGUUCAGCGAGGGGCAUGGAAGAGAGCCAUGGGAUCCGGAAAUUGAUAUAUCCCGCACAGUUGGAUGGUUCACCACUAUUGCACCUUUAUUUUUGGAUGUUAAGAAAGAGGACAACGUCAGGAGGAUCUUGCAAAUGACAAAAGAUGGCCGCCGCAGCAUAUCCACGAACGGAUGGGCAUAUUUUGCGUCACGAUUCCUCCACCCUGAAGGACCGGAAAAAUUCAAGAGUCAUUCCCCAAUGGAGAUUCUUUUCAACUACACCGGUCUUUUCCAACAAUUUGAGCGACCAGGUGCCCUUCUUCAGAUGACAUCAGUCCAGGAUGACUCCCUUCUCCCCAUGGCAGCCGAUUUGCCGCGCAUGGCUCUCAUUGAUGUGAACGCAACCGUCAUGAACGGCUCCCUCAACUUGUCCUUCAUCUAUAAUCAACAAUUACAACACCAGGACCGACUAGAUCAAUGGAUCAGCAAUUGCCAACAAACCCUUGAGGAACUCCCCAUGGAGCUGCAGCAGGAACAGCAACUCGCCGCUGUCGAUUUUCCGUUGCUAUCACUUGCAAGCGAAGAGCACCUUCACAGCCUACUCCAUCAAGUCUCAGGCCGAUUUGAUGUAUCUCCGUCUGGAAUCGAAGAUAUGUUCCCUUGCUCGCCCAUUCAACUCGGCAUGUGGUUGAGCCAAUUAAGAAACCCUCAAGUAUACUGGUCGCACAUCCGGUGGUCUCUGCACCCAACGUCAGCCAACUCCUCACUCGAUACCAAUCAAGUAAAGCAAGCAUGGCAGCAGGUUGUUGAUCGUCAACCCAUCUUGCGCACUGUCUUCGCCGAUGGUGUUAAAGGGCACGGUCAUCCUGUCCAGGUAGUUCUGAGGACUUGUGAGGCAAACAUCAAGGUAUUGUCGGGAUCGGAAUUGCGCGCGGAGGGCCAAGUUCCGUCUCUUUCGGAUGAGUUCUUGUUGAAUCCAAAAUCAUCAAACACGAAGGGUCGCCCACCACAUCAGCUCACGGUCGCAAUUGAGCCUGAUGGUGGGGCUUACUGCCAGCUGGCUAUUCACCACAUUCUUGUUGACGGUAUCACUGAGCAAAGACUACUGUCUGAAUUCCACCAAGCAUGCAAUGGGACACUAGACGCCGAGUCUGCGGGCAGCUAUAGCAGGUACCUGAGUUAUCUGAAGACUCGGGACCAUAGGGCCUCGGAAUCAUAUUGGAAGGAAUACCUGACUGAUGUUCACCCAUGUGUUUUUCCAUCUCUUGGACUGAAAGAGCAUGCAACCGCCCCAAGCUUUCUGAAAUCGUUGCCAUUCUCCAUGAGUAUUGGACAAGAUCUCUCCUCAUUCUGCCGGGAUCACGGUAUCACCAUUUCCAGUUUGCUUCAGGUCGCUUGGGGUGUUGUUCUUCGUGCAUACACAGGAAGCGAGUCUGUAUGCUUCGGGUAUCUGAAUGCUUGUCGUGAUAUACCAGUCCAAGAUGCGCACGACAUCUCUGGACCUUUAAUCAAUUUGUUGAUUUGUCGCCUAUCUUUGGCUGAUGAUUCAUCAGUUCUCUCAACGCUUGCCGAAAAUCAUGCGGCCUAUGCCCAAAGUCUCGAUCACCAACAUUGCUCUUUGGCAGAGGUCAUGCAUUCUUUGAGGCGCUCCGGUCAACCUUUGUUCAAUACCGCGAUGUCAUUACAAAAGGACGCCGGAAAUUUAUUUACUGAUAAGUCUGAAAAGAUUAAAUUGCAACCGGAAGAUGGGAUUGAUUCAACUGAGUAUGACCUCACGAUCAAUAUCACCUCGCGUGAAAAGACCAUCGAUUGUGAUUUGACAUACUGGACGCACGCUGUGGCUGAAGCCCAGGCUGAAUUGGUGGCCGACACCUUUUGUCACAUCGUCCAGCAGCUAAUUGAUCCCACGAUCAUAAACCUAAGCGACAUCAACUUAUCAAUGGGGAAGAAUCAGAGUCAAAUGCUUCGUUUCAAUUACAACCUACCGCAAACUGUGCGAUCUUGUAUUCACACUGACAUACAACGAAUGACGACGGCGCAACCCUCAUCCCCUGCAGUCGAUUCCUGGGAUGGUCAGUUCACAUAUGAGACCCUCGACUUCCUAUCAUCACUAUUGGCUACGGACCUGGUACUGCUUGGUGUCGGCCCCGAGGUAUUUGUGCCUGUAUGCCGUGAGAGAUCCCGAUGGACAAUUGUUGCCAUAAUCGCUAUCAUGAAGGCAGGUGGAGCAUUCAUCUUGCUUGACCCAUCGCAUCCAGCAGAGAGACUGCAAGAGAUGGUGCAAGUGGACUUCCAGUGUCCAGUAAUCAUCACCUCAUCGAGGUACCUUGAACUUGCAGCCAAUCUGGCGCCAAAUCCCAUCAUCGUGGAGGAACUCAGCCAAAAGUCUCAUUCGGGGAUUCGAAAAGACAUUAUCCCAUCGGCGACCAAUCCAAAGUCCGCCGCAUAUGCUGUUUUCACGUCUGGAUCAACGGGUAGGCCAAAGGCAAGCGUCAUCGAGCACCAGUCAUUCCUGUCAGCAUCGGCCGCACAUACCCAGGUACUUCGUCUUGAUAGAAACGCCCGGGUCAUCCAAUUUGCCUCCUACGCUUUUGAUGCCAGCAUUGUGGAAAUGAUCGACACGCUUUUGGUCGGCGGCUGUAUCUGCAUUCCCUCCGAUACAGACCGAAAUCAGAGACUGGGCCAUACAAUCCGCGAGAUGCAAGUGAAUUGGGCGUUACUGACCCCUUCUGUGGCACGCAUUCUAAAUCCGCAGCAUGUUUCGACCUUGGAAACACUUGUGCUUGGUGGAGAGGGCAUGACGAAGGACGAUGUUCGUCGCUGGUCAUCGCAUGUACGCUUGAUGAAUGCCUACGGUCCUUCGGAAUGCUCUGUCAUUGCCGCGGCCCAGCCUUCACCGCAAUACCUCUCACAGGAUGAAUCAAACAUUGGAUACCCUGCUGGUUGUGUCGCAUGGGUGGCCCAUCCAAACAAGCCAGAGAAGCUCGUGCCUGUGGGUGCUGUCGGAGAAUUACUCAUCGAUGGUCCUAUUGUCGGUCGCGGUUACGUUAAUCGUCCGGAGGCUAUGGCAGCGGCAUUUGUCCCAUAUCCCAUUUGGUUAUCCAACAUCCGUGCGUCCAGAAAAGGCGUCUUGUAUCGAACGGGUGACCUUGUGAGACGUCUUGUGGAUGGAUCUAUACAAUACAUGGGACGGAAAGACCGCCAAGUCAAGCUGCGUGGACAGCGUAUUGAACUUGCUGAGGUUGAGCACCAUGUUCAGCAGUGCUUCCCUACCAACGACCCCGAAGUCUUUGCAGAUUUGAUCGCACUAAAUGGUCCCAAAGAUGCACACUUGGUAGCUUCUAUUGUUCAACCAGAAGACAGUGGCGAUGUUCAAGCCUUCGAGGCGGCCGUGGAGCAGAUGCAAUCACGUCUUCGGGCAGAUGUCCCAGCUUCUCUUAUUCCAUCGGCAUUCAUUCCUGUUUACCAGGUACCACGAUUGGUGAAUGGAAAGAUUGACCGAAAAGAACUGCGACACGCAGCAUCCCAAGCGCUACGAUCCCAGAUUGGCCAAAAGGCGACCAGUCACCACCUACGACAGUUGAGAGAAAUGACAAAGGGCGAACUUGCAUUGCAAACUUGCUGGGCUGAAGUGCUGGCUCGCCCUGCGGAGACAGUCGGACCCGACGACAACUUCUUCCGCUUGGGUGGAGACUCGAUCGCAGCAAUGAGGCUGGCUGCCACAGCUAGCGAUCAAGGCAUUCAACUAGGUGUCUCGGAUAUCUUCCUGCACCCCAAGCUUAGCGACCUCGCACUGAAUUGCGCGCUUCCGGGGCCAAAGGAACGGCCAAACUCCAAACCAAAGGAAUUGGAUGAUCCUGUGCCUCCAUUCUCAAUACUCCCCGCAAAUAACCGGGAAGAAUUGAAAUCGCAGGCAAUGGAACAAUGCAGUCUUCCGAUUGAGCAAAUCGCGGACGUAUACCCCUGUACCGCAUUGCAGGCCGGUAUGGUAGCUUUGACAGCGGAGCGUCCCGGGUCAUAUAUCGCAUACCAUCGCUUCCGUUUAGGGCCAGGUAUUGAUCUGUCUUUAUUGAAGACCGCUUGGCAGACCGUAGCAGAACACAACGGAAUUCUGCGUACGCGAUUCAUUCAGUCGGAGUUUGGCUUCAUGCAGGUCCUGGUACAGAACAGCGAGCUUCACUGGAUCUCGGGGGGCAUGGAGGAACACAAAAAGUUGAACUGGAACGUUCUUCUAGGUCAGCCACUGGUGCAGUUUGAAGUCGUCCCAGUCAUGAGCGAUGAUUCCAAUAUGGCUCAGCGACUGGACCUGAUUAUCACCAUUCAUCAUGCUCUGUAUGACUCUUGGUCACUGCCUCUGCUUGUGCAUCGUGCACAACAGGCCUAUCAGGGCCAGGCAUUAUCACCCUCCGACAUGACUCCAUUCAAAGAAUUUAUCAAAUAUUCCAUGUCCCAACAGAAAGACGCGCUCGAACACUGGCGUCGCGAAUUCCAUGGACUGACGGCCGAGCGAUUUCCCGCACUUCCGUCCGCAUCAUACCGGCCUCAAGCUUCAAAGCAGACGGUACGAACAAUUGAGACCGGCCCAGUGAUGGAUGAAUGUGUCAGUCGAACCACCGCCAUUCGUUUCGCGUGGGCUCUUGUUCAGUCCCAUUACCAGAGUAAUGACGAUGUGGUAUUUGGCAUUGUGUCUCCUGGCCGAGCAGCAUCUGUGAAUGGAAUUGAGGGCAUGGCCGGUCCGACAAUUGCCACGCUUCCUUUGCGCGUGCAAAUCGAUGAUAAUGCGACCGUCUCACAUGCCCUAAGAGAUCUGCAGGAGCGCACAGUACAGCUCAUUCCAUUCGAGCAAGUUGGGCUGUCUGAGAUUGCUGCCAUAGGAACGGAGGCCAAGCAGGCCUGUUCGUUCCAAACCCUUCUUGUGGAGGGGAGAGGAGAGGUUGAAAACUUGGGCACCGCCAAUGAUCCCAUGGAGCCCAUGGGAACAUCGUCCGGGGAUGCUGCGUCAAAUACAUAUGCCAUCCAGCUAGCCGUUAUGCUCAAGCCAAAUCUGGUGACUGUUGCCAUGUCCACUGAUGAGCGUGUCACUCCACCAUGGCAAGUGGAACAUAUGCUAGAUCAAUUCAGCCACAUCUUGCAGCAGGUGCACCAUCAUCCAGGAAGACUGGUGCACGAAAUUGCUACACUGAAUGACAAAGGUAUCCAGCAGCUGCAAGCCUGGAACAUUGGAUUCCCGUCACGAUGUCCGUUAUCGGUCACUGAUGUGAUUUCCCAGCAUUGUGAGAGGCAACCAUUGCGCAUAGCCGUCUCGUCUUCCAACCUCAGCCUAUCCUAUAAGGAACUAGACCUUCUUUCGAGCAACAUCGCUGGCCUUCUGCGUUUGCAGGGAGCCUCAUCAGAGGUCUUUGUUCCAAUAUACUUGGAUCGGUCCUGCUGGACUGUGGUAGCGGUGUUGGCCGUGCUCAAGGCAGGGGCAGCUUUCGUCCUUCUUGACACCUCGCAUCCACAAGAGCGGCUUCGGAAUAUCUGCGAGGAGGUAAAGCCUCCUUUCAUACUUACAUCGCCAGAGCAUCUUCAGGAAGCUGAGGCGCUGUUCCACAAUGUCGUCAUCAUGCCUCAGAGCAUCGACUCAGAGUGCGCAUCGAUGCCAGAUCGUGAGACGACCCGUUUUGGUACCGAUCGUGCUCUUUAUGCGGUUUUCACAUCUGGCUCAACCGGUAAACCCAAGGGUGUUGUGAUUGAGGAUGGUUCUUUUAUGACAAUGACCAGGGAAGUUUCUCGUCUGAUGGAUAUUGGCCCAGGUUCCCGCGUGCUUAACUUCUCCUCCUAUGCUUUCGACGUCAGUAUUUUGGAGAUACUCGGUCCAUUGCUUGCGGGUGCUUGCAUCUGCGUCCUGACAGAGGCUGAGCGGAGAGGCCGACUGACCGAGGCGUUGAAAGGGCUACAACCAUCUCAUGCUCAUUUAACCCCCAGUGUAUUGCGCGCAAUGACACCAAAUGAGUUGGGAUCACUCCGAACGAUCAUGCUUGGUGGAGAACCCCUUCGGUCAAGUGACAUCCAGCAGUGGGUGCCAUUUGCACGCCUCGUGCCCGUUUACGGUCCAGCAGAAUGCACGGUCGUGUUUACUGUGCAGUCCCCAAUUGACUUUAACUCGCAAGGCGGAAAUAUCGGUUUCCCGAUUGCAGGUGCCUGCUGGGUGACCGACCCACGGAAUCCCCACCGAGUCGCUCCUAUUGGUGCUGUGGGCGAGCUUCUUCUUCAAGGGCCUCUGGUGGGUCGCGGAUAUCUGAACAGUCCGGACCAAACAGCUACAAACUUUAUCUCAUGUCCAACAUGGAUGCAACGUCUUGGCCUCACUAGUGGUGGCCGGGUGUAUCGAACUGGAGACCUUGUCCGUUAUGAAAAAGACGGAUCUCUCUCGUUUGUAGGACGAAAGGACCUCCAGGUCAAGCUACGAGGUCAACGCUUUGAGCUUGCAGAAGUUGAGAAGCGACUGCAGGAGAUUUGGCCCGAAGAUCUGACGGACAUCGUGGCGGAGAUUGUGACUCCGAUGGCUUCGAUGAAUUCCAAAUGUUUGGUUGUCUUUGUCGCUUCGAAAUCGGCUGAGAUGGCGUCACCGGUAUCGAUUUCGUCUAUCGCUUCCUUAGAUAUUGUUGCCCCGACCAACUUUACGGCCCAGAUAUCUAGUGUCAGACGCCAACUGGGCGACAUCCUUCCAGAUUAUAUGGUACCGUCUGCCUUCGUGCCGCUUCGACGGAUACCUCAUACCGCUAGUGGCAAAGUGGACCGAAAGCGGUUGAGAGACUCAGCGGCGAGCGCAACGCGUGUUCAGCUGGAGUCAUUGUUCGCUGAAGCUCCUUCAGAUAAGCGAAUGCCCACCAUGGGAACGCAGCGGGAAUUGCAGCACAUCUGGGCGAAAAUACUCGGUAUUUCAGCCGAUGAUAUUGGUGCUGAGGACAGCUUCUUCCAAUUGGGGGGUGAUUCGAUCUCGGCUCUCAAAGCCGCAUCAAGGGCUCGGGCAGCCGGGAUUGAGCAUUCAGUGGAGAGUUUGUUCCAGUGGAAAACUAUAAUGCGCGUUGUCGAGCAUGCUACCAUCUUGAACCCCAGCGAUAUCAUAGAUGGGAUACAGACUGCAGCUUCUUCCUCGCAGCACCAUAUACCCUAUUCUCUGAUUACAGAUGACGAGCAUGCAGAACUUUUUGCUUGGCACUCCGCAGCGGGACCUUCGUUGGUCAAAGAUAAUGUGGAAGACAUCAUCCCAGCGCUCCCAUUCCAAGUUUUUUACAUAACCCAUUCAUCGCCAGUCUCGAUCGCACAAGUGUUCCCAGCAGCCCUGGAAAUCGAUAGACUGGAGAGCACGUGCAGGCAGGUUGUGACUCACCACAGCAUCCUACGCACGGUAUUCAUAGAGGCCAAUGGCCGGUUCUUCCAGGUGAUCCUCCGGGAAGUUGAGCCUGUGCUAAAUGUUGUUCAAUGUGAUGAUCCAGAGGCAUAUGUUGCUCGAGAGUCUGAGCAAAGGGAUCCACCCUCUACAGCCCAGGGUAUAAUGCCAGUCAGCUUCACUCUCGUGACUAGUGGCAUCAAACAGUGCUCUGCCUUGAUUCUUCGCAUAUCUCAUGCGCAGUAUGAUGGUGCCUCCAUACCGUUGCUGUGGGAGACAAUCAAAAAAGCCUAUCAGAAUGAGCCUCUCACACCGGCUGCACAAUUCAAGGAUGUCGCUUAUAGGCGAAUGGGCGAUCUGAACAAAGCCGAGAUUUCAUUCUGGCAACGAUAUCUUCAAGGUGCUCCGUCCGCUGCCCUUGACCCCCUUGAUCAAACUGGGAAGGCAAGAAUCUCAGGCAAUGACAUAGUCGAGAGGCGCCAAGUGGCAAUGCCCUCUCUCGCACCGGACAUGACCGUGUCAACGCUCGUGAAAGCAGCUCUCUCAUGGGUCCUCUUUGAGGAAACUGCGCGAUCUGAUAUCAUUUUAGGUCAGGUUGUGCACGGGCGUGGAAGUUCCUUGGGCGCGAAUACGGCCAUUGGACCCUGCUUGAAUCAUCUGCCCGUUCGAAUCAGAAUUGAACCUGACUGGACGGUGGAGGAUUUCUUGCAUCACGUCCAGGUACAGCAGUUAGCAAUCACUACCCAUGACGAGGCAUCGUUUGACGCAAUCGCAGAAUUUUGCACAGAGUGGCAACCUGGCUCAAAAAUGGCUUGUCUUGUGCACCACCAGAGCGAAGAAUCUGCGGAGCCCUUCGAGAUGGGCGGUGUUCGCUCGUCGUCUGGUUGCGACUGGGCCAGCUCCAAGCUGGCGCACGGUCAGCUGGGUAUCAUUUCUGUGGAGCACGGAUCUCAGCUUGAGCUUAUGGUCACAGCUACUGAGGAGACCAUGGAUCAACGCAGCGUUGAGUUCCUGUUGGACAAGCUGGUUAGUACCGUUCAGUUGUUCUCGAAGCAUUCCCAGUACCAGUUGGCAAGAGUGGCUAGCAUCCACACAUGA